Messenger RNA from Brassica rapa (field mustard), 2678 nucleotides. Its product is annotated as nuclear transport factor 2. Gene Ontology annotation, cellular component: cytosol; ribonucleoprotein complex. Gene Ontology annotation, molecular function: mRNA binding. The record is from RefSeq and is a predicted model, not a curated record. NCBI's taxonomy places the organism in Eukaryota, Viridiplantae, Streptophyta, Magnoliopsida, Brassicales, Brassicaceae.
UUAAGUUAUAAUUUUUUACUCAACUGUUUGUGAUCCUAUAAAUCUAAGAAGCGGUCAUGCAGUUACAAGUAGCAAAAGCAUAUAGUAUUAGUUAAAGAUAUUAAAAAUGUAAUUGUUCACUGGAUAGAAAAAUGAAGUACAUGUGUAUACUCCAAGAGAAUGUUGGUUCUUUUGAAUAUAGUACACAAUAGAUGAUUUUCUUUGUCAUUUGUGUAACUGAACCAAAUCUUCUAAAAAUUUCAAAACCGGUCAUAUUAUAACAAGUAAAACUCCAUCUGUUCCAUAUUACUUGAUGUUUUACUCUAAUGCACACAUAUUAAAACAAAAAACUAUUUUUUUUUAUCAAAAAUAUCAUUAAAUUACAAUUUGAAACUAGUUUAUUUAGUUAUAAAUAAAAAUAAUAAAAAAUUAAUUAGUUACACAAUUUUUAAUAAAGUUAAAGUUAUAUAGAUUUGUGUAAAUAUCAUACAUUAUGAAACAACAAAAUUUAUCUUAUUGAAACGUUGGGAGUAAUUCGGUUGGAUAGAAAAAUGAAGGACAUGUGUAUACUCAAGAGAAUAUUGUUGUUGGUUUACUUUGGAUAUACAAUAAACAAUUUGCUUUUUGUCAUUAGUGUAACCGAAACCAAUCAUCUACUCUACCAAUUAAAAUCUUCUUUAAUACGAGUAUAGUGGAGAGAAAAAAUAAAAUAUUGUAGAAGAAUUAAUUGGAAGGGAAGCGGAACGGACCCUGUUGGCACGUGAGAUGUAGAAGUGGAAGGAACCAAAAAGCCGUCAACGUAAAUCCCUCUGCCUAUAUAAACACACUAAAAGCCCACUUCUCUCCCCCGUUCACCUUUUCGCUUUCACUAAGUACACUUGGCCCCCCUCUCUCUCGAGAUCAAACCCUAGAUAGGACCCGCACAUUUGCUCUCAGGAGGGCUUGGGGACCAAAUCGGAGCUCCAAACUUCGCUCUCACUCUCUCUAAUUUCAGGUUAUAGCUAUUACCAUGGAUCCUGCUGCUGUUGCUCCUGUUGUUGACCCACCCGUUGUUGGGAGAGCAUUUGUGAUGCAGUACUACGAGGUUCUGCAUAAGCAUCCUCAGCAUCUGCACCGCUUCUAUCAUGAGAUCAGUAAGGUUGGGCGUGUGGGACAGGAUGGUGUCAUGCGUGACUUUUACACCUUGGAUGGUAUACGUGAGGAGCUUGACACACUGUCUUUUGGAAAUUUCGUAUCCGCUAAGAUAACCAGUUAUCAUACCCAAGAGUCUCACAACAGGGGUUUUGUCGUUUUGGUCACUGGCUGGUUCACUCUAAAAGAUGCGCUUAAAAGGAAAUUCACACAGACCUUUUUUCUUGCUCCCCAAGAAAAUGGGUACUUUGUUCUGAAUGACAUCCUCAGAUUUGACAAUGGACCCGAGGCCCUUGAUGGGGAUGGCUCUCUAACACCCUGUCCUGUUGCUGCUCCUACCGGAGGCACUCAGGGUUCUGAGCAAGCUGCAUUUGCUUCGGUGGAUUCUGUUUGUAAGGAAGUGUCUAAGCCCUUGAAUAGCAACAAUGCUUCAGUUGCUAAGGAGAGUAUUGUGGUACCUGACUCUGUCAAUGAAGAAGUUCCGCAUACUGAGAAAAAUUACAAAGAAGUUGCAGGUGACCCCAUGAAAGUUUCUGACCCAGAUAAUGAACAAGGAAAUGUUUCCAAGAAGAAAUCUUAUGCCUCCGUGGUUGCAAAGGAUAAAUCUGGAGUCUUAGCUGGCUCGUCACUGUCUCCAAAGCAGACACCUAAAGACCAGGAACAUCAAGUGACUUCAGAUGUUUCUACAGAGCAGAAAGUCCAAGAUCAAGGCCAUCAAGUGUCUUCAGAUCUUUCUCCAGUCGAAAAAUAUGAUGCAGUUUUUGAGGCUGUUGACGAUACAGAAUAUGGUCAUAAUCAGGGGUUUGACGCAGUAGCUGAGGGCACAUCUAUCUAUGUGAAACAUCUUCCUGGAAAUGCCACCAUUGACAUGCUUGAGAGUGAAUUCAAGAAAUUUGGAGCUAUUGGCAAUGGUGGCGUUCAAGUUGUAAGCCAAAAGGGCUUUGGUUAUCCUUUCGGGUUUGUUGAGUUCAAAGACGCAGAUGCCGCCCAGAAAGCAAUAGAGGCUUCACCUCUGAUGAUCGGUGGACAAAAAGCUUUCGUGGAAGAGAAGCGAUCUACAGCAAGAGGUAACAGGGGAAGGGGAUAUGGAAAUAGGAAUGUGGAAGGAAGUGGUGGAAAUGAAUACGGACACAGAGAUGUGAUAGGAGAUGGCGGAAACGGAUAUGGAAUAAGGAAUGAGGGAGGAAGGGGUGGAGGUGGACGUUAUGGACAUGGGAACUAUUACAAUAGGGGAAGAAGAGGAGGAGGAAGGUCUUUUAAUCGCAGAGGCGGCUAUGAAUACGUCGCCAGCAACAACUCUUACUAAACCGGAUUGGGCUUUUGUGGAGGGGGUAACAGGAUGAUCUAAUGAUAACCGAUUUUUGCAACGGAGACUAUACACGUCUCUAGUUGGCCUGAUAGUUGUUUCUCUCAGGUAUUAUAAUAUUAGGAGGCAAAAGAAAAAAUAAACAAUGAUUUGUCAGGAGGGUAUUAGUGUAAGAAAAAGUUUAUAAUUCGACCAUCUAUUGGGGAUUAUGUGUUGUUCUAACUAGUACUAAUGAAUGAAUGAAUGUUAUAUAAGCUUUAUC